CGUCAUCGGAUCACUCAGCUCGCAUCUGAACGAUCAACUACUGACAUACCCGAAACUUUAACUGAAGCCUCUUCGAAAGCCGCACAGGUCACUCAGUCUCCUCUGUACCAAACAACCACCGAAGAGCUUGCAACAACGGAUGGUAAGACUCGAUUGCAUGGCUUCGAAGGCGUUAAAUUCCUGAAAAAUUGUCAGAUUUCUUGGGAACAUUCGAAAACGUUGGCCAUUUUCAGCCGUUCAGAGCAUAUUCCAGACAGAUGA
Anisakis simplex (herring worm) is the source of this 261-nucleotide messenger RNA. NCBI's taxonomy places the organism in Eukaryota, Metazoa, Nematoda, Chromadorea, Rhabditida, Anisakidae. The record is from the annotation of a GenBank genome assembly.